Molecule: messenger RNA, 1451 nt
Organism: Octodon degus (degu)
Lineage: Eukaryota; Metazoa; Chordata; Mammalia; Rodentia; Octodontidae
Gene: Osgepl1
Product: O-sialoglycoprotein endopeptidase like 1
Exons: 9
Coding region: 64-1341 (425 amino acids)
Biological process (GO): tRNA threonylcarbamoyladenosine modification
Cellular component (GO): mitochondrion
Source: RefSeq, a predicted model, not a curated record
CUUUGCGGAGGGAGGAGCGGGGAGGCGUGGAACGUUUUGCAUCCCGAUAAACCUGUGUCAAGGAUGCCAAAGGAAUUACCCUUUAGAAUAGGAAGUAUGUUAAUAUUGAAUAAGACAGCAAGAGUUUUCUCUAAACCAUCAAAAAGCAAAAUUUAUGCAUUUCUAAGAAGUUUUAAUUUUUCCCCUGGAACACGGUUUCUUCAUAAAGUAGUCCUGGGAAUUGAAACCAGUUGUGAUGACACAGCAGCAGCUGUGGUGGAUGAAACUGGAAAUGUGUUGGGAGAAGCAAUACACUCCCAAACUGAAGUUCAUUUGAAAACAGGCGGGAUUGUUCCUCCAGUAGCUCAGCAGCUUCACAGAGAAAAUAUUGAACGAAUAGUACAGGAAGCGCUUUCUGCCAGUGGAAUCUCUCCAGGAGACCUCUCAGCAAUUGCAACUACCAUAAAACCAGGACUGGCGUUAAGCCUCGGGGUAGGCUUGUCAUUUAGCAAACAGCUGGUGAACCAGUGGAAGAAGCCUUUCAUCCCCAUUCAUCACAUGGAGGCGCAUGCACUGACUAUUAGGCUGACCAAUCAAGUCGAAUUUCCUUUUUUAGUUCUUUUGAUCUCUGGGGGUCAUUGUCUCUUGGCACUAGUCCGAGGAGUUUCAGAUUUCCUGCUGCUUGGAAAGUCUUUGGACAUAGCACCUGGUGACAUGUUUGACAAGGUUGCUAGAAGACUUUCUUUAACCAAACAUCCAGAAUGCUCCAGCAUGAGUGGUGGGAAGGCUAUAGAACAUUUGGCCAAACAAGGAAACAGGUUUCAUUUUGAUAUCAGUCCACCCAUGCAUCGUGUUAAAAACUGUGAUUUUUCUUUUACUGGACUUCAACAUGUUACUGAAAAAAUAAUAACGAAGAAGGAAAAAGAGGAAGGUAUCGAGAAGGGCCAGGUCCUGUCUUCAGCCGCAGACCUUGCUGCUGCGGUACAGCACACAGCAGCAUGCCACAUUGCAAAAAGGACACAUCGUGCGAUUCUGUUUUGCCAGCAGAGACAGUGGUUGUCUCAAAGUCAUGCGGUACUAGUUGUGUCUGGAGGUGUUGCAAGUAACUUUUACAUCCGAAGAGCUCUGGAGAUUGUCACAGAUGCUACCCAGUGCACUCUGCUGUGUCCCCCUCCCAGGCUGUGCACCGACAACGGUGUCAUGAUUGCAUGGAAUGGCAUUGAAAAAUUACGUGCUGGCUUGAGCAUUUUAUAUGACGUAGAAGGCAUCCGCUAUGAACCAAAAAGUCCUCUUGGAAUAGAUAUAUCAAAAGAAGUUGGAGAAGCUUCCAUAAAAGUACCACAAUUAAAAAUGAUGAUUUAAUUUUUACUUUGCAAGUCUCUAAAGGUACAGAAUGGAUUACAGCCAGACCUUGAGACAAGAUGCAGUUAAGCAAAGUGGAUGGAGAAAGGAGGGGCCUUAAAGAACCCUGG